Molecule: messenger RNA, 2278 nt
Organism: Dendrobium catenatum
Lineage: Eukaryota; Viridiplantae; Streptophyta; Magnoliopsida; Asparagales; Orchidaceae
Exons: 16
Coding region: 118-2091 (657 amino acids)
Source: RefSeq, a predicted model, not a curated record
AUGCUUCUGCGGAUCACCAGAAAGCUGUCUCCAGACUUCCCCUCUCCUUACUAAACUGCGCUGGUUCACUUCUGUGACAGUGAGGCUCUGCUGCGAAUUGCCGAAUAAAAAAAUUAAAUGGAGAAAUCAGGAGGGAAGCAAGUGAGUGUUGUCGUGCCCCCUUUAGAAGGGUUAGCUGGAGGGGGUACUGCUUAUGGAUGGAGUGAUGGUGGCCUUGAGGAUUCAAUUUUGUACACAGGCAAAGUCGAUCCAACCAAAGUUCCAACAGCUGAUUUGUUACAUGUAUGGUGCAUGCCAAGCACAGCUAAUAUUGGACAACAAGAAAUUCCUCGACCUUUGGAGAAUAUAUCUCUAUUGGCUGCAAGAAAUGAGAAAGAAAGCGUUCAAAUAGUUUUGCGCCCCAAAGUUUCUUGGGCUUGUUCUGGUAUUGCUGGUACCGUACAGAUGCACUGUACUGACCUGUGCUCCUCUUCUGGUGAUAGCAGGUUGGCAGUGGGUCAGUCCUUAACUUUGCGCCGUGUGGUACCUAUCUUAGGUGUGCCUGAUGCUCUUGUUCCUCUUGAUCUACCGGUCUCUCAAAUAAACUUGCUUCCUGGAGAAACUACGGCAAUCUGGCUUUCUGUUGAUGUGCCUCCUGGACAGCCACCUGGUCAAUAUGAAGGAGUAGUUUCCAUUAGUGCUUUGAAGGGAGAGGUGGGUUUCAGAUGUACAUCACAAUCUAUGCCUAAAUUAGAGAAGUCUGAACUAUAUAGAGAACUCAAAAGCUGCCUUGAUUCAGUUGAUCCAGUUGAUGGAAGAACAAUGGAUGAACUGGUGGAGAGAGAAAAAUUCACAACAUCAGUUUUGAGAAGAAUACUUUUUUCACCAAUGUUCCAUGAAUUUUCCUCUGAUAAUGGUUCAACUGAAAUGAUGGAUGAGGAUGCUUUGACAAAUCUAUCCGUUUUGUUAAAGAUAACCGUUACAGUGUGGGAUUUUACCCUUCCAAUAACACCUUCCCUUCCAGCGGUAAUUGGUAUAUCUGAAACUGUGAUUGAGGACCGCUUUAGGGUAGAACAUGGCACUGAUGGCUGGUUUGAUGCGUUAGAUCAGCAUUUCAGGUGGCUUCUUCAGUAUAGGAUCAGUCCAUUCUUUUGUAGAUGGGGUGAUAGUAUGCGCGUCUUAGCUUACACUUGUCCCUGGCGAGCGGAUCAUCCCAAGUCAGAUGAAUACUAUUCCAAUCUAAGAUUAGCGGCAUAUGCUGUACCUUACUAUCCCAUUCUCUCUGGCUGUAGUAACAGUGAUGCAGAAAAAGAUUCCUUGAGGAAGGAGGUAGAGAUAUUGAAGAACAAGGCUCAUUGGGGAAAAGCUUACUUUUAUUUGUGGGACGAGCCAUUGAACGCGGAGCAGUAUGAGGUGAUUCGUAGCAUGUCUAGGGAAAUAAGGACUUAUGCGCCGGAUGCACGCGUCCUUACGACUUACUACUGCGGCCCUAGUGAUGUGCAUUAUGCUCCUGGUACCUUUGAGGCAUUCGUUAAAGUUCCAAAUCUCUUACGACCCCACACUCAAAUAUUUUGUACAAGCGAGUGGGUUCUUGGAGCUCGAGAGGAUUUGGUCAAAGAUAUUACUGCUGAGUUACGGUCAGAGAAUGGUGAGGAAUGGUGGACAUAUGUCUGUAUGGGCCCUACUGAUCCCCAUCCAAAUUUGCACCUUGGGAUGCGUGGCACACAACAUCGUGCCGUGAUGUGGAGAGUCUGGAAAGAGGGUGGCACAGGUUUUCUUUAUUGGGGUGCAAAUUGUUAUGAAAAGGCGACGGUGCCCAGUGCUGAGAUAAGAUUUCGACGAGGUCUGCCUCCAGGUGAUGGAGUCUUGUUUUAUCCUGGUGAAGUCUUUUCUUCUUCAAAUGAGCCAGUUGCUUCAGCCAGGCUUGAGAGGUUGCUUAGUGGUUUGCAGGACAUUGAAUACUUGAAGCUCUACUCUUCAAGAUACGGCAGGGAAGGAAGUAUAGCUCUUCUGGAAAAAACCGGUGUCUAUCUUGGCCCUGAGCGUUACGCAGCUGAUCACAUACCUGUGGACUUAAUGCGAGCUGAGAUCUACCACACUUGUCAUUCUUAAACUGCCAUUUUUUCUCUGCUUUACUGUGAUUCUUCCUCCAUCUUUUUUCACAUCCUUCAGGAACAGUAUAAUAAGCUUGAAUAUUAACUUCAAUCUUUUUUUUUUAAUUAUUAUUGUUAUUAACCAUUAGAAUAAUCUAAUGCUGGGAUUAAUAAUUAUUAGCUCUCACUUUGUUGGGCAUUGUGAA